UUGUAAUUCAUCACAAGUGUUCUAAAAGGCCUCAAAAGGCUCCGAUACGCGCGCGGGCCUUGGCGUGAGGUGUGAGUAUAACGCCUCGCCUACCCGAUAGGAGAGGGCAGAGGCGCGGCAAAGGCGCUGCAAGUCUGCAACUUGAUCUAGUAUGGUGAAUUAGAACGCUUUUCUCCCACCGGUGUGGGACUAAGAAUGGGAACGGAGGAACAAAAAAUCCGUAGUAAUUCAUAAUGCAUCUCGCCUACCGGUGUGGGAUAGAGAAUGGAACCAAUAUACGAUCAUACCUGGGUAACAGGAAGAGAAGCAGAAACAAGCUAGAAGUUUUACAUCAUCUUAUUCUGAAGCUUCAGCUCUUUCUGUUGGCUAUAAAAGGAAAAUGUUCUGCAAAAACUGUCAUAUGACAAACCACAAUGUGGAAAACUGCUUUAAGAUUUAUGGCUACCCACCUGGUGCUAACAAGAAAAAUAACUAUGAGCAUGGAGGAAGAGGUGGUAGAGGUGGAAAAUCCGGAAGAGGUAGAGGCAGAUUUGGUGAUGAUAGAUACAUGCAUGAAAGAGUGCAAGAGAGUUCAUCUGCAAUGGUGAUGGGAGAACCAUCUACCGGAAGUUUUAAAGGAAACAUAAAUGUUUCAAAUGGUCAAGUAACCAUCUCAUCUGACCAAUUGCAUUCUCUUCUAGCAAUGGCAGAAAAAUUCAAAAAUGAAAGUUUACCAAAGGCAAUUGCAGCAACACCUACUGAUCCAAUUUCAAAUUGUGCAGGAAAACUCAAAAGCAUUGAUGAAAUCUUUGAGGAAGAUUGGCAAUCAGAAUGAACAAGUGGAGGGAUCAUACCACUUAAGGGAAGAAAAAUGUUUUGAGCAAAAGGUGUUUUCAGUCAACCAAGCUAACGAAGCAAGUGUUUCUAGUCAUAUUUGGCACUAUAGACUAGGACAUUUAUCUCAUGAGAGACUUUGUUUAAUUAAGCUUGGAUCUCCGAUUGUUUCUUGUAAUAAAUUCUCUUAUUGCACUGUUUGUCAAAUGUCCAAACAAAAGAGAUCUCGUUUUCCAUCUAAAUGUACUUCCAAUUGUUCUUCUAGUAAAAAUACUUCUAUUA
Molecule: messenger RNA, 1095 nt
Organism: Cuscuta epithymum
Lineage: Eukaryota; Viridiplantae; Streptophyta; Magnoliopsida; Solanales; Convolvulaceae
Source: the annotation of a GenBank genome assembly